CGGGGCGGAGGUGUGUGCACCCAGGCGGCGGCGGCCGUGUCUCCCGGGAGAUGCUGUGACGGACCCGCGCCGGAGGAGCUCGCACCCUGCUGGACCGUCACUCCCCACCCCACCCCCCUCCUCAGAGAAAGUAUGCGAGACUUAACAGCUCAAGUGACUAGUGGACUCCUACUAUUCCCAGAAGUAACUAUUCAAGCCCUUGGAGAAGAUGAAAUAACACUAGAAUCUGUGCUUCGUGGAAAAUUUGCUGCAGGAAAAAGUGGACUUGCUUGUUUGGCCUGUGGUCCACAACUUGAGGUAGUAAACUCUGUAACAGGAGAGCGGCUGUCUGCAUAUAGAUUUAAUGGAAUAAGUGACCAACCUCCUAUAAUCCUAGCUGUGAAAGAAUUCUCUUGGCAGAAGAGAGCUGGAUUGCUAAUUGGAUUAGAAGAAGCAGAAGGGAGUGUUCUCUGUCUUUAUGACCUUGGUACAUCAAGAGUGGUUAAAGCAGUUGUUCUUCCUGGAAGGGUAACUGCUAUUGAACCUAUAAUUAAUCAUGGUGGAGCCAGUGCAAGCACUCAGCAUUUACACCCAAGUCUUCGGUGGCUGUUUGGUGUGGCAGCGGUGGUAACUGAUGUUGGACAGAUCCUUCUUAUUGAUCUGUGUUUGGAUGACUUGUCAUGCAGUCAGAAUGAAAUAGAGGCAUCAGACCUGGAGGUUAUAACCGGUAUCCCAACUGAAGUACCACACAUCAGAGAAAAUGUCAUGCGAGAAGGACGUCAUCUCUGUUUCCAGUUAGUAAGUCCAUCAGGAACAGCCGUUACAACUCUUAGUUACAUAAGCAGGACGAAUCAACUUGCCAUAGGCUUUUCUGAUGGCUAUCUAGCACUUUGGAAUAUGAAAAGCAUGAAAAGAGAAUAUUACACGCAACUGGAAGGUGGAAGAGUUCCUGUGUUUGCUGUUACUUUUCAAGAACCUGAGAAUGAUCCUCGUAAUUGCUGUUAUCUAUGGGCUGUUCAGUCUACACAAGAUAGUGAAGGGGAUGUUUUGAGUUUACAUCUGCUCCAGCUGGCCUUUGGUGAUAGAAAGUGUUUGGCUUCAGGACAAAUCUUAUAUGAGGGAUUAGAGUACUGUGAAGAAAGAUACACGCUGGACCUCACAGGUGGCAUGCUUCCUUUGAGAGGACAGACCAGUAAUACCAAACUGUUGGGCUGUCAGAGUAUAGAGAAAUUUCGAUCUCAUGGUGACAGGGAAGAAGGCAUGACUGAAGCUCUAUCUCCUGACACCAGCGUUUCAGUCUUUACCUGGCAGGUGAAUAUAUAUGGACAAGGAAAGCCUUCUAUAUAUUUGGGACUUUUUGACAUAAAUCGUUGGUAUCACGCACAAAUGCCAGAUUCAUUAAGGUCUGGAGAAUAUCUACAUAAUUGCUCGUAUUUUGCACUGUGGUCAUUGGAUUCUGUUGUGAGUAGGACUUCUCCACAUUACAUCUUGGAUAUAUUAGUCCACGAGAGAAGUUUAAGUCGAGGAGUUCCUCCUUUGUAUCCACCUCCUGAGCAGUUUUUUAACCCAAGUACUUAUAAUUUUGAUGCUACUUGUUUGUUAAACUCGGGAGUUGUUCAUAUCACUUGUACUGGCUUUCAGAAAGAGACUUUGACUUUUUUAAAGAGAUCAGGGCCGUCUCUCAAUGAAGUCAUUUUUGAUGGUUAUAAUCGCUGUCUUGUGGCUGGCCUUCUCUCACCCAGACUUAUUGAUAUUCAGCCUUCCAGCUUAAGUCAAGAAGAACAGUUAGAAGCUAUAUUGUCUGCAGCCGUUCAUACAAGUUCUCUGGGACUUUUGACUGGAUGUAUCAAAAGGUGGAUAACAGAAGAACAACCAAAUUCUGCGACUAAUUUGCACUUUGUUCUUGAAUGGACAUGGAAUAAAGUGAUUCUCACCAAAGAGGAAUUUGACAGGCUUUGUACUCCAUUGUUUGAUGGUUCAUGUCGCUUCAUCGAUACACAAACCUUACAAUCUAUCCAGCAAUGUCAUUUGCUUCUUAGCAACCUUAAUACAGUCUUAAGCUGUUUUACCACAGAGGCACAAGAGGUCACUGAGAGAGGUCUGAUGGAUUUAAGAAAUAAGCAUCUGGUUUCCCAGCUCAUCUGUCAGUAUGCACAAAUGGUUAUUUGGUUCUCGCAUUCUGGACUUUUACCAGAAGGCUUAGAUGAUGCUGUGCAGUUGUCAAGGCUAUGCUACAACUACCCUGUAAUUCAGAACUACUACACCAGCCGCCGACAGAAGUGUGAGCGUUUAUCAAGAGGGAAGUGGAACCCUGAUUGCUUGAUGAUUGAUGGGAUGGUUUCCCAGUUAGGAGAACGAGUUGAGAAGUUGUGGAAACGAGAUGAAGGAGGCACAGGAAAAUAUCCUCCUACUAGUCUUCAUGCACUGCUUGACAUGUACCUACUUGACAAUGUUGCUGAAGCAAUCAAGCAUUCUGUUACCAUUUACUUGCUGCUUGAUAUUAUGUAUUCUUUUCCAAACAAAACGGAUACUCCAAUUGAAUCUUUUCCAACUGCUUUUGCCAUUUCUUGGGGCCAGGUUAAACUUAUUCAAGGUUUUUGGCUGCUGGAUCAUAAUGACUAUGAGAGUGCUUUGGAUCUUCUGUUUCACCCGGCUACUGCAAAACCUGUGGCAUGGCAGCAUUCAAAGAUGAUUCAGGCCUUCAUGGCUCAGGGCGAACAUAGACAAGCCCUCAGGUAUAUUCAGACAAUGAAGCCUCCGGUGUCCAGUGGUAAUGAUGUUAUUCUUCACCUCACUGUUUUGCUUUUUAAUAGGUGUGUAGUUGAAGCUUGGACUUUGUUGCGCCAUCAUUCUGAUAGAUUCAACGUAGAAGAGUUACUAAAGCACACGUAUGAAGUUUGUCAGGAAAUGUGCUUAAUGGAGGAUUUACUGAAGUUACCAUUUACAGACAUGGAGCAGGAGUGUUUAGUGAGAUUUUUACAGUCCAGUGCCAGUGUUCAGAAUCAUGAAUUCCUUCUAGUUCACCAUUUGCAGCGUGCCAAUUAUAUUCCUGCCUUGAAGCUGAACCAAACUCUGAAGAUUAAUCUUAUGAGUGAUCGUGAUCCCCGCUUACGUGAGAGAUCAAUGGCUCGAAAUUCCAUAUUAGAGCAAUAUGGAAAAAUACUUCCUAGAGUCCAGAGAAAAUUAGCCACCGAAAGAGCUAAGCCGUACCGUCUGACAGCAUCAUCGGUUUUGCGAGUUUCCAAACCCAAGCCUUUAUCAGCAGUUCCAAAGCAAGCUGUAACAGGGACUGUGUUAACAAGAUCUGCUUUCAUCAAUAAUGUGUUAUCUAAAAUUGGAGAAGUCUGGGCAAGCAGUGAACCUAAAAACAUCAUGUCUCCUUACUGUAGUCCUGAUGUAGAAGAACCAUCUCCUAUAGUUUAUUCUCUACCAGACCCGGAGCUGCCUGAGGCAUUUGUUGGGACACCAGUUUCAAAAACAUCGCAAAAUAUUUCUAGACUGCUGGAUUUGGUUCGUCCUGUCCCUCAGCCUUCUCAGUCUUUGGAUGUUACUCAGCAAACCCCUCCCACAAGAUCUCGUUUGUAUGUAGCAUCCAAUUCUUCGCCAUUAAGCCAGUCAAAAGGGUCAGAUGAAAACAUCUGUAGGGCUUCAGAAUUACAUUUACUUGAAACUCCACUUAUAGUUAAGAAAGCUAAAACAUUGGCCAUGUCAGUGACUUCCGCUGGAUUUGCAGAGUUCACUCCUCAGUCCAUCCUGAGAUCUGGUCUUCGAAUAACACCUUUAGCAUCUCCCUCUUUGUCACCUGGAAGAUCUCUUACCCCUCCUUUACGACUUAAAGAAACUAGAAUCUCAUUUAUGGAAGAAGGCAUAACCACAAAAUGGGCUGCUGGAGCUACAGAAGACAACAAAACACUUUACCAUAAAUGUGAAGUUCCAGUAGAUGCUGAAUGGCUGAAGAGCAAGGAUAAAACCACAUCUUUUUCUUUGAAUAAUCUUGAGAUGGAUCAUCAAGAAAUAGAUGUGAGAUCACUGGCUACACCAUCUCAAAGUUUGGAUAAAUUGGAUAUGAGCAAGGAAAACAGCAUUGCUUCAACGAGAUCCGACCCAGCUACCUUAGAAUAUCAGGAUGCACCAUCACCAGAAGAAUUUGAAGAUGUUAUUUUCAUAGACGCUAAAUCAGCAAGCUCUUCCACUGAACUGUGUACUAAUUUAACUGAACCGAGUGAGAAGGAAGGUGCUAAAGAUGUGCUUGAGUCAGAAGUAACUCCUUCAUACUUAACGAAGCAAACUGGCCCUUUAAAAGAUGCAGGAACAAAAGAUCUAGCUCAAGAGGAAACGCUUUCAGUGUUUCACAAUCACUUAACCCCAAUUCAAGGAGUUGAAGCUUCUCCCUGUGCACCAGCAGCCCACGAAGGGAAAAUCCUCUUCCCAGAAUCCAAGGUAUCAGCUUUGGAUGCAGGGCUGCUACCUGUUGAAAACUGCACCUCUACAAGUAGAACAGAUAACAGUAAAUCUGUGGUGGAUUCCCUUGCUGAUAGUGGACACUCUGGGCCUAUUAUUUCUGAAAGUCCUGUUAUCUCUGAACAUAGGCUUGAUCAUGAAAUAACACUGAACCUAAAAGAAAAUCAUGAACUAGAAGUUGACUUAUCCCGAGAAAAACCUCCAGUUUCUGACGGUCCUCCUGAUACUCAAGAAAUUCAUGUGAUUGAAUACGAAAAAGUUGAAGCUCAAGCUUCAAGAGAAGAGGCUAGGAAUCUUCCAUACAAUGCGAUAUAUCCCUCAGAAACACUUACACUGCAAUACAAUUUUGGUACCAUUGAGCAACAGUUUUGUGACUCGCCUGAAAAUAAAGACUCUGCUGAGUGUGAUGUUGCUGAAGUAGAUGGAGAACUUUUUGUGUCUCAAAACAACUUUACCUUGGUACUGGAAGGUGAAGAAGACAUUGAGACAGGCGAUUCUGCAGCAGCUAGCGCAGCAGCUGAGGAAAAGCAUAUAAACAGUGGGGGGAUUGAUCAUUGUGGGCAUGUUGCAAACUUUCCCUCUCUCAUAACUGGUGAUCAAGAGUCCCAGAAGGCAAAGACAUUGCCAUAUGUGCCUGAACCAUUUAAGGUUGCAGAAAACUUACUAGAUAUAAUUAAAGACACCAGAAGUAAAGAAGUUACUUCGGACUCCAUGGAACAAUCCAUUCAAGAAAAAAUACCUAUAAUAAGCCAAACGGUAAUGAGUUCCACCACAUUAAUGACGUCUAAAUUUAAGACUGAGGAAACUAGUACAAUGACCAUGAAUGUCAGCCAGUUAGAUGAUACAGUUUCCUCCAGAACUCGCACAAGAGGACAGCGUGUCCAAAGCCUGAAUAUCAAAUCAGAGCAGAAAGAAGUAUCAGCAAAUAUCGCUACUCCUGAGACACUGGAGCUCUCCAUUACAAAGAAAACUAGGAGGACAAAAGGAAUUUCUGAUGCUUCUGAAACUGUCUACUCUAAUGUCAAAGGAAUAGCUCAGAACCAGCAACUUCCUCAAAGUUCUAUUACUCCUAGGAGAGGAAGGAGGAAAAAAAACAUUGAUCAAGACCCAGAAAUUCAUAAACCCAUGGAACAAGAAUUACAGAUCAAUACAGGUAGGGGACUAAGGAAGCUAAAGUCCUCUCAGCUCUUGGAAACAGCAAGUCAAAAUGCUUCUUUUAAUAAAGAAGUUAAGGUUACACCUGUUGCAAAAAGGACUCCUAAGAGAAUUAAAAAGCCUAUUGAAAAUCAAGAAAGUGUUGAAAUGAUAGAUUAUUCAAAAGUUAAUGAAGGGAUGAGUCCUGGCAGAAGCAUCAGAAAAUUGAGAAGCGCUCAUUUGAAAGCUUCUGAAGAUACAGAUUAUGAACAAGAUGUGAAGUCCAGUGACCACCAACUGCCCAGUCAACACAAUCGAAGAGUGAGAGAGAAACAAGUUGGUACAUCAGACAGGAUGGACCACUCUAAACUCAAUUCAUCACAAUUGACUCUUCAUGAAAUUGAUGUGCCUGACACACCUAGGAAACGUGGUAGACCGAGGAAAACAGAUCCAUCUAAAGAUUUAGGAUCGAAGGCUGUCGGGAGAGUGAGAAGUCCCCAAGUGGGAAAAGGUCUUGGCAUCCCCAGGAGAUCUACAAGGAACACUCCAGCAAAAAGGGAAAACCAGCUAGAUGUUGGGAAACCAGCUUUAGAAGAAUCCGUUUUAUUGCCAAAUGAAGAACUUUCUACUGCGACGAGCUCUAAGAAGACUGCAAAAAGAACUGAAAAUCAGACCCCAAAACCUCUGUUAAGCUCAAUAUUGGAAGAGCAUUUAGAUAAAGAAAUAGCAUGCAAAGAACCAAAUAACCAAGCAGCUUCGCUUCCUACAGCAGCUUUGACUAACUCUUCCCAGAGCACAAGGACUAGAUCUAGGAAGACCAUUUUGUUGCCAGACUUUUCUCAACCAAAAAGCGAGCCUUUUUUAUUUUCUACUCCAGUGUCAAAAGUUCCAAGGACAGAGAAAGCAAAAAAGAGAGCCCCUUCUGCACAGCUGAAAGAAUUAGUUUCAGAUUUAUCAUCACCAUUGGUCUUCUCACCUCCGACUUUGAGAGCCAGGCGAAAAAAUACAUCCAAUCCAUCCAAGCUUGCUGAUGUACUGGAAGAUGAUCCUAAGUCAACUGAAGCCGUGGGAAAGCAAGACGUGAAAAGGACCAGGGCUGCAAAAACAAAACAAGCAAGCGUAAAAACAGAAAAAGAAAGUUCUUGGUCACCUCCUCCAGUAGAAAUUAAGCUGAUUUCUCCCUUGGCGAGCCCAGGUGAUGGAGUCAAGAGCAAACCAAGAAAGACCACAGAUGUGACUGCAAAAGUUAUUGGGAGGAACAGAAAAAAGCCAUCAUCAUCCUUUCCAAAGCAAGUUUUACGCAGAAAAAUGUUGUAAUUCUUUUCGACUUUUUGAUAUACACCUAUUUGUAAAGUCAUCGAAAUUGUGUGGGUUACUAAAAAUCAUUUAAUUUGAAAGUAAAUAAUUUAUAUAAAUUAUUGUGAAUUUUUCUAAACAAGAUCGUCAAGAAGUACAGUAACUCCAUAUGGAGUGAUACUUUUAAUCACAGGCAGUUUUUCUAUUUUCUAUCAAGACUUCAUACCUUUAUAUAAUAUGUAAAUAUGGCUUAAUAUUCGAUGUUAAAUAAAGUAUAUACUUCACAAUA
Echinops telfairi (small Madagascar hedgehog) is the source of this 7159-nucleotide messenger RNA. RefSeq names its product AT-hook containing transcription factor 1 (gene AHCTF1). The coding region runs from base 133 to 6891 and encodes 2252 amino acids. Gene Ontology annotation, molecular function: protein binding. The transcript is spliced from 36 exons. Lineage: Eukaryota; Metazoa; Chordata; Mammalia; Afrosoricida; Tenrecidae. The record is from RefSeq and is a predicted model, not a curated record.